AUGGGGCAGUGUCAAUCUGCAGUCGAGAGUCUUCCAGCAUACGCACCUCAACUGAUUGCUUUCUUGAUAGCUUUAGUGGAACUUAUUAUUGUUGUGAUCGCCUAUGUCGCCAGAGAGACUCAGCGAAAAAAGACAUUUUACGGGCGUGAAGAUUUCGAAGAUAUUCCGGAAGAGGAAAAAAUGGAACAUGAAGGAGCUAUUAUGGGUAAAAAUAAUGAAGAACUUCGUAUCGUACAAUCGGCAGAUCGAACGGCUGAAAUUGACGUCGGUACAAAAACUACAGGAAGUGCUAGUGGUGUAAAAGUGAUGGUACGGCGGAAAAAAGCUAUUUCGGAGCAAACUGAUUCGCUAACAAAAGAGAUAACUCCUACAGAUGCAAAAGUCAUACGUUUUACGCUGGAAAUUGAUUGGACGGCACGAGGAUUUGAAUUCAUCUCUGUACUUCAGAAGGCUUUGCAAGAAGUUAAAGAAUUUAAACAAAUUCGAUCCAAACUAACUGAUGAUGCCCAAGAUCAACUAUGUGAUUUUCUGGUUCGCAAAAUGCGCGCAAUUUUGGAAGAGUCGACACAACGUAGAUGGUUGGUACAUGGAGUAAUUCACAAUAAAAUUUGGAAAGUAAGCGGAUUAGAAAAUUUGCUAGAAAAGGGUGGGGGUGAUAUCAGGACACAACAAAUGCUUCGUAUCACUGCACAAGGACCGAUGGCACCGAUUAUCAUUCUUGCUUAUAUGAUUGAAAUUGACAUGAAACUAGAAGAGAUGAAGAUGCAGUCGAUGCCAGCACCAUUAAUUAUCAAUAGAAACAAAGUGCGUGAAGAAUCACCAACACAGUCUAUUUCAAGGACGUUUGAAAAGAUGUCUCAUAUGAAACAAAAACCUUCACCUGUGAUACCAAACCUCGCGACACCUACGAAUUAUCUUACGACGUUACAUACAAUGAGUACAAUGCCAUCGGAAAAAUUACCUACAGUUGUGGAUACAUUUGUCCAUUCACGGAGCAGCAAGAAGGACACAGGUCGAAGUUCCACGAGUAUUAAACAGAAGAAGACGCUGUCAAUGUCGUAUAACAGAAAAGGUUCUGUCGGACAAAUGAAGAAAUUUUCAACUGUAAACAGACAGAGAACACCAAGUGACACAGAUGCUCGUUCAAGAUUUCGCAGCCACCACAGUAGCGAAAAGUUGAGAACUGAAUAUACACAAACUGAAUAGUGAUGUAGUCUUGGACGUCGAUCUAAAUCUAUCUGUCGAAAACUCUUAUCCUCAGGUCCCUUUGAGAAAUGUCCAGAAGCCGUC
Messenger RNA from Loa loa (African eye worm), 1290 nucleotides. RefSeq lists its product as hypothetical. NCBI's taxonomy places the organism in Eukaryota, Metazoa, Nematoda, Chromadorea, Rhabditida, Onchocercidae. The coding region runs from base 1 to 1206 and encodes 401 amino acids. The transcript is spliced from 10 exons. The record is from RefSeq and is a predicted model, not a curated record.